GCACCGCCUGCCCCGGAAGCGGUCGCCUCGCGGUGCGGCUGGGCGCUAAGAUGGCGGCGGCGUGAGUUGCAUGUUGUGUGAGGAUCCCGGGGCCGCCGCGUCGCUCCGGCCCUGCCAUGGCCGUCACCAUUACGCUCAAAACGCUGCAGCAGCAGACCUUCAAAAUCCGCAUGGAGCCUGACGAGACGGUGAAGGUGCUAAAGGAAAAGAUAGAAGCUGAGAAGGGUCGUGAUGCCUUUCCUGUGGCUGGACAGAAACUCAUUUAUGCUGGCAAGAUCCUGAGUGAUGACGUUCCCAUCAGGGACUAUCGCAUUGAUGAGAAGAACUUUGUGGUUGUUAUGGUGACCAAGGCCAAAACUAGCCCAGGCACCUCAGUACCCCCAGAGGCCUCACCCACUGCUGCCCCGGAGUCCUCCACAUCCUUCCCUCCGGCCCCUGCCUCAGGCAUGUCCCAUCCCCCACCUACUGCCAGAGAGGACAAGAGCCCAUCGGAGGAAUCAGUCCCCACGACAUCCCCGGAGUCCGUGUCAGGCUCUGUUCCCUCUUCAGGUAGCAGUGGGCGAGAGGAAGACGCGGCAUCCACGCUAGUGACUGGUUCUGAGUAUGAGACGAUGCUGACAGAGAUCAUGUCCAUGGGCUAUGAGCGGGAGCGGGUCGUGGCCGCCCUGAGAGCCAGCUACAACAACCCCCACCGAGCCGUGGAGUAUCUACUCACGGGAAUUCCUGGGAGCCCCGAGCCAGAACAUGGUUCUGUCCAGGAGAGCCAGGUGUCGGAGCAGCCAGCCACAGAAGGAGCAGGAGAGAACCCCCUGGAGUUCCUGCGGGACCAGCCCCAGUUCCAGAACAUGCGGCAGGUGAUUCAGCAGAACCCAGCUCUGCUGCCUGCCCUGCUCCAGCAGCUGGGCCAAGAGAAUCCUCAGCUUUUGCAGCAAAUUAGCCGGCACCAGGAGCAGUUCAUCCAGAUGCUGAAUGAGCCCCCCGGGGAGCUGGCAGACAUCUCUGAUGUGGAGGGUGAGGGGGGCGCCAUAGGUGAGGAGGCCCCGCAGAUGAACUACAUCCAGGUGACACCACAGGAGAAAGAAGCUAUAGAGAGGUUGAAAGCCCUGGGCUUCCCGGAGAGCCUGGUGAUCCAGGCCUACUUCGCUUGCGAAAAAAACGAGAACCUGGCUGCCAACUUCCUCCUGAGUCAGAACUUUGAUGACGAGUGAUGCAGGGAGGCCAGGCCGCCCCCCCAACCUCCCCAUCCCCCAACUCCACAAAAGUUUUAUAAAAGAAAAAAAUAUAUAUA
Molecule: messenger RNA, 1288 nt
Organism: Lontra canadensis (Northern American river otter)
Lineage: Eukaryota; Metazoa; Chordata; Mammalia; Carnivora; Mustelidae
Gene: RAD23A
Product: RAD23 homolog A, nucleotide excision repair protein
Exons: 9
Coding region: 117-1208 (363 amino acids)
Biological process (GO): nucleotide-excision repair; proteasome-mediated ubiquitin-dependent protein catabolic process
Cellular component (GO): nucleoplasm; cytosol
Molecular function (GO): damaged DNA binding; proteasome binding; ubiquitin binding
Source: RefSeq, a predicted model, not a curated record